AAAAAAAAUGAUAUUUGAAUCAAGUUUAUCUAACAAAGCUAUUCCUCAUAUUAGUACCUAUAGCCUUUUAUUUGAAAAUAAUCUUGGCUAUGAACGAAGCCGUGUCUGUUACACUAACGCAGAAGAACAGAAUGAGACUUUAACCUUUGGUGAAAUUCAUGAUAUAACUUUAAAAUUUGGUGCAGGAUUAAAACGUUUGAUUCCUGAUUUUCAACAAGGAGACGUUGUUGCGUUUAUUACAAAAACCGAAUUAACUUAUCUUGCAGCUGUUCAUGGCCCAGUUGCUAUAGGCGGUGUUUCGGCGUCUAUUGAUGCUACAUUUGAUGUAAAUAAAAUGAUACAUUGUUUACAACUCAUAAAUCCAAGAGUAUUAAUUGUAAGCCCUGAUACCAUUGAAAAAGCUUUAGAAGCUACUUCUUUAAUGAAUAUGCCCAAGGAAAAAAUAUUUGUGUUUGGUGAUCAAGAUAUAAAUGAUUGUAGAUCCUUUAAUAAAGCGUUUCUUGAUCAUGAUCAAUUCGCAACUCCCAUUGUCUAUACACCCGAGGAACUCAGUCGUGUUCCAUGCUUUUAUUGUUUUACUUCAGGUACUACUGGCAAACCAAAAGCAGUGAUCAUAACCCACAGGAUGAUUGUAGCUACUACACUUGGAAUGGAAUUAAACGAUCUUACUUCUUCCACCCACUUUUUAUCUAUGAGUGCUCCUCAUCAUGUAUCUAUCAUUUAUGUCCUUAUGCAUAUGCAUCUUUAUUUUGGCUUUCAUACUUAUGUGCUUAAACAGGAGGAGACAACUGAAAAGAUAUUCAAAACGAUCCAAGAUUGUAACAUUCAUAUCUUGUUUGUUCCACCACGAAUUAUAGCUACUAUGGCAAAAGAGUCAACUCUCUAUAAUAUUUCUUCACUUAAGGUUAUUACAUGUGGUGGAAGUGUGAUGAAUAAAGAUGUAGCCUUAAUGAUUUAUCAACGAUUUAAAAUUCCUGUUGUUAACUUUUAUGGUAUGACGGAAGUUAUGGGACCCUUUAAAAAUGGCUUUGAUUAUACGAUAGCCGGUCAAAUAGGUGUUCUUAAACCAGGUUUCUCAUGUAAAUUAAUUGAUAAAGAAGGAAAAAUGGUUGGAUUUGAUACUCCUGGAGAACUUUGUAUUAAAGGACCCUCACUUACACAAGGAUAUUAUAAUAAUCAAGAAAUAUUUAAUCAAUUGAUCCAUAAAGAUGGUUUCUUUCAGACAGGUGAUCUCUUUCAAUGCAGUCAAGAUGGAAUAUUUUCUUUUAUUAAUCGUGCAACUGAUAUUAUUAAAUAUAAAUCAAAUUUUAUCAAUCCUCAAGAUAUUGAAAAUGUUUUGAUGAAACAUCCCUUAGUGAUUGACUGUGCUGUAGUCUCUUCAUUCUCUGAAGAAGAAACAGUCUAUGUCCCUCGUGCUUUUGCUUUACUUUUAAACAAUGACAAUCAUACAGAGGUUAAAAAAGAGAUGCUUGAAAUGGUGAAAAUCCAACUUCCUGAUGUUAUGCAGCUUCGAGGAGGCUUAUAUAUAGCAAAAACUUUACCAAGAACAUCAACAGGCAAAGUAGAACGUAGAGUAUUACGUUUAACUACCAUUGAAAACUGGAUCCUUAAUUGAAGUUUUAUAUAUAUGUGUAUACAUAUAAAAAAAAAAAGGGGAAUAAUAUAUUUGUAGCCAAAAAAAAAAGAAAAGAAAAAAAAAAAAGAGGGGGAAAUCAUGUUAUUACAUUAUUCUUCAUUGUCAGAAGGAUAACCAUCG
Molecule: messenger RNA, 1756 nt
Organism: Cokeromyces recurvatus
Lineage: Eukaryota; Fungi; Mucoromycota; Mucoromycetes; Mucorales; Mucoraceae
Exons: 9
Coding region: 8-1615 (535 amino acids)
Molecular function (GO): CoA-ligase activity
Source: RefSeq, a predicted model, not a curated record